This is a messenger RNA of Hylaeus volcanicus, 930 nucleotides long. RefSeq names its product nuclear pore complex protein DDB_G0274915-like. The coding region runs from base 1 to 930 and encodes 309 amino acids. The record is from RefSeq and is a predicted model, not a curated record. Lineage: Eukaryota; Metazoa; Arthropoda; Insecta; Hymenoptera; Colletidae. The transcript has 2 exons.
AUGAAAAACACAGGAAGUUUUUUUGGUUCUUCGUUGACUCCACAACAAUCACAAACAACAAAUGCUAGUGGUUUUUUUCAAACCAAUGUAACAGCACAACCACAGCAAAGCAGUUUAACAGGAUUUAGUUUCAAUACAGCGCCUGACGCAACGCCAACAUCGCUAUCAACAGAAAAGGUCGCCUCUUCGCCUUUCAAUAAUUCGGCCAUGCAACCAACGUCUUCGACGGGGCUUUUUGAAAAAACUUCAAGUGAUCAAGCAGGUCAAUCAAAUGGUUUAGGAGGUCUUCUAAGUAGCACAACGACGAAUGAUAGAUUGCAAAAUAAAACGACAACAAGUCUUUUUGGAUCGAAUUCAAUGAAUGCUGGUUCUCUUCCCACGAACACACUUGGAUUAAAUUCAAGUAAUCAGUUUUCUCAAAGUAAUACGUCUGGUGGAUUCCUUAACAAUUCGGGAAGCAAUGCUACAUCUCAAACUACUCUGCCUCAAAGUUUUUUUGGAACCACAAGUAACACAUUAACACAAGGAAAUCCUUCUUCAAACCUUUUAUCCAAUUCGUCCACUACCGCGCCAACUCAAACUAGUGGAACGGGAGCUUUUUUUGCAACUAGUGCCACAAAUACGCCAAAUGAUAGUAACAGCUUAUUUAAAACAACAACAACAACAACAGGAAAUCAACCCUUUCAACUAAGUGAAUCUACAAAUCUUUUUGGGACACUACCUAAUAAUAGUGGGAACAGAUCGACUUUGGGAGGAAAUAUUUUUGGAACAAACAGUAAUACUCAAACGUCAUCACUUACACUUCCAACAAAUAUUUUUGGUACCUCCCAAACAAACAAUACAACUCAAACAAAUCCCUCUACAUUACCAUCUCUUACCACAACAACUGAAGCGUCUCAAACAGCCAAACCAUCUACCCUAUGCAGGUGA